AUGGCCGACACAUCAGCCGUCGCCAAGGGUGUCGCCAACCUCUCCGUCUCCGCCUCCAAGACCAAGGAGCUCAAGGGCACCGAAAAGAGAGACACCCUCGUCGAGAUCGAGAAGAAGUACCAGCAAAAAUGGGAGCAGGACGGCGUCUUCGAGAUCGAUGCUCCCUCAACUGCCGAGUACCCUCUCGACGCCAUCACCCCCGAUGAGCUGCGCGAAAAGCACCCCAAGUUCUUCGGCACCAUCGCCUACCCCUACAUGAACGGCCGCCUCCACGCCGGCCACGCCUUCAGCUUCUCCAAGAUCGAGUACCACACCGGCUUCGCCCGCAUGCAGGGCAAGCGCGCCCUCUUCCCCAGGGCUACCACUGCACCGGAGUUUGAGCGCUACAAGGAGGAGGAGGUCGUUGAGGGUGCUGCUGCCCCCGCUGCCCCUGCCGCUGCUCCCAAGUCCAAGGAGGACGUCUCCAAGUUCAACGCCAAGAAGGGCAAGACUGUCGCAAAGACCGGUGGCGCCAAGUACCAGUUCCAGAUCCUCAAGUCUCUCGGCAUUCCCGUCCAGGAGAUUCACAAGUUCGCCGAUCCCCAGUACUGGCUCCAGUUCUUCCCUCCCGAGUGCAAGAAGGAUCUCACCAACUUCGGUGCCCGUAUCGACUGGCGCCGUCAGUUUGUCACCACCGACGCCAACCCCUACUACGAUGCUUUCGUUCGCUGGCAGAUGAACCGUCUCAAGGAGCUCAACAAGAUCAAGUUCGGCAAGCGCUACACCAUCUACUCCAUCAAGGAUGGCCAGCCCUGCAUGGACCACGACCGUAGCGAGGGUGAGGGUGUCCUUCCCCAGGAGUACACUGCUCUCAAGCUCAAGGUCAAGGAGUGGGCUCCCAAGGCUGCCGAGGCUCUCAAGGGCAAGCUCCCCGAGGGCGCCAACGUCUACCUCUGCCCCGCCACCCUUCGUCCCGAGACCAUGUACGGCCAGGUCUGCUGCUUCGUCGGCCCUACCCUCAAGUACGGCGUCUACAAGGCCUCCGAGAACGAGUACUUUGUCAUCACCGAGCGCGCCGCCAAGAACAUGGCCUACCAGGGCAUCUUCGAGAAGGAGGGCGUCAUUGAGAAGGCUGCUGAUGUCGUCGGUUCCGAUCUCGUCGGUACCCUCGUCAACGCUCCUCUCUCCGUCCACAAGGAGGUUUACGUCCUCCCCAUGGACACUGUCCUCGCCACCAAGGGUACCGGUGUCGUCACCUCCGUUCCCUCCGAUUCCCCCGACGAUUGCGCCAUGAUGACCGAGCUCGCCAAGAAGACCGAGUUCUACGGCAUCCAAAAGGAGUGGGUUGACAAGGAGAUCAUCUCGGUCAUCAAGACCCCUACCUCCGACCUUCUCGCCCCUUACCUCGUCAAGAAGCUCAAGAUCAACUCCCCCAAGGAUGCCAAGCAGCUCCUUGAGGCCAAGGAGCUUGCCUACAAGGAGGGCUUCUACCAGGGUAUCAUGAACUACGGUGACUUCAAGGGCGAGAAGGUCGAGACCGCCAAGCCCAAGGUCCGCCAGCAGCUCAUCGACGCCGGUGACGCUUUCGCCUACUCUGAGCCCGAGAACAAGGUCGUCUCCCGUUCCGGUGAUGAGUGCUCCGUCGCCCUCAUGGACCAGUGGUACAUCGACUACGGUGAGGACUCGUGGCGCACCGUUCUCUACGACUACGUCGAGAACAAGGACGGCAAGGGCAUCAACACCUACUACGCCGAUACCCAGCACGCCUUCAAGGGCGUCAUCGGCUGGCUCAAGCAGUGGGCUUGCGCCCGUACCUACGGUCUCGGCUCCAAGCUUCCUUGGGACCACAACUUCCUUGUCGAGUCUCUUUCCGACUCUACAGUCUACAUGGCCUACUACACCAUCGCUCACUGGCUGCACAAGGAUCUCUUCGGCCGCGAGAAGGGCAAGGGCAACAUUGGCGCUGAGCAGAUGAUCGACGAGGUCUGGGAUUACGUCUUCUGCCGCACCGAGCUGUCCGACGACUUGGUCACCAAGUCCGGCAUCCCCAAGGAGACUCUCGACUCCAUGCGCCGCGAGUUCCAGUACUUCUACCCCCUCGACAUCCGUGUCUCCGGCAAGGAUCUCAUCCCCAACCACUUGACCUUCUGGCUGUACAACCACAUCGCCCUCUUCCCCCGCGAGUACUGGCCCAAGUCCGUCCGUGCCAACGGCCACUUGCAGCUCAACGGCGAGAAGAUGUCCAAGUCUACCGGUAACUUCAUGACCCUCGACGACGUCGUCAAGAAGUACGGUGCCGACGCCGCCCGUGUCGCUCUUGCCGAUGCCGGUGAUGGUAUCUCCGACUCCAACUUUGUCGAGGAUGUCGCCGAUAACACCAUUCUCAGGUUCUACACCAACAAGGAGUGGAUCGAGGAGACCCUCAAGGACGAGUCUCUCCGCACUGGCGAGCUCAACAGCUUCCAGGAUGCCCUGUUCGACAAUGAGAUGAACGCCCUUGUCAACGAGGCCCGCAAGUACUACGAGGAGACCUCGUACAAGCUUGCUCUCAAGGCUGCUCACUACGAUUUCUUGAACGCUCGUGAUAUGUACCGUGAGGCUUGCGCUGCUGCUGGCAUUCCUCUCCACAAGGACUUGGUCAACAAGUACAUCCGUCUCCAGGCCCUCGUCAUCACCCCCAUCGCCCCUCACUGGGCCGACUACAUCUGGCAAGAAUGCCUCGGCGAGCCCAAGUCCAUCCAGUUCGCCCUCUGGCCCGAGGUCCCCGCCGCCAACCCCGCCCUCACCGCCGCCCGCGACUACGUCCGCACCACUUCGUCGGCUAUCAACUCGGCCGAGGCCGCCCAGCUCAAGAAGAUGGCCAAGGGCCGCCAGUCCGACUUCGACCCCAAGAAGCCCAAGAAGCUCACCAUCUUCGCCACUGAGAACUUCCCUACCUGGCAGGCCAAGUACAUCGACCUUCUCUCCGAGGUCUGGGACGCCGCCACCGGCGCUCAGAAGAUUGACGAUAAGGAGCUGAACGGCCGCAUCGCCAAAAUGGGCGAGAUGAAAAAGGCCAUGCCCUUCGUUCAGGAGCUCAAGAAGAGGUUGAAGUCCGGUGAGCCUGCUGAGCAGAUUCUUAGCCGUAAGCUGUCCUUCGAUGAGAAGGCUACCCUGUUGGCUAUGAUCCCCGGUCUGAAGAGGACUGCUGGCCUCGAAAGUGUGCAGGUUGUUCUGGUUGAGGAGGGCAGCAAGACCGGCAAGGAUCUGACGAAUGGUGGUGAGGAGAUUGAGGUUACUGCGCCUAUGGCUGAGGCGGCGUUGCCUGGUCAGCCUAGCUUUUUCUUUACCAAUGUUUAA
Molecule: messenger RNA, 3318 nt
Organism: Sordaria macrospora k-hell
Lineage: Eukaryota; Fungi; Ascomycota; Sordariomycetes; Sordariales; Sordariaceae
Source: RefSeq, a predicted model, not a curated record